AUGACCUGCGGUUUGGUACGAAUAAGAUUGGCUAGAUUCGGGAGAAAGAAUAGUCCAGUGUAUAAUAUUGUGGUGGCUAAUUCCCAUAAGGCAAGGGAUGCCAAACCGAUUGAAGUGCUUGGAACCUAUGUGCCGGUGCCCAGCCCAGUUACUAAGAGAGAGUUGAAGAAGGGCGUUGUACCCAUUAAAGACGUUAAACUUGACUUUGAUAGGACAAAGUAUUGGAUUGGUGUGGGGGCUCAACCCAGUGAAACAGUGACCAAGCUAUUACAAAAGGCUGGGAUAUUGGAUAGCGCCUGGAUCACUGGAAAAAAUAUCAGCGCCGAUAGGAAGGUUGUAUUUGAAAGAAUGGAAACAUCAGAAUGA
Saccharomyces kudriavzevii IFO 1802 is the source of this 366-nucleotide messenger RNA. RefSeq names its product mitochondrial 37S ribosomal protein bS16m (gene MRPS16). The transcript has a single exon. Gene Ontology annotation, cellular component: ribosome; mitochondrial small ribosomal subunit. The coding region runs from base 1 to 366 and encodes 121 amino acids. Gene Ontology annotation, biological process: mitochondrial translation. Gene Ontology annotation, molecular function: structural constituent of ribosome. Lineage: Eukaryota; Fungi; Ascomycota; Saccharomycetes; Saccharomycetales; Saccharomycetaceae. The record is from RefSeq and is a predicted model, not a curated record.